CCUUGCUCUUCUUCUCCCCCGACCCUCUACACUUGACGAGCCCACCCCGUCACCGCCACCCAUUUCCGGCCGGAAAUCCGGCAAAGCUUGGGGAUUUCUCCCUAUUUUCUUGUCUUAGAACACCUGUUGAACCCAGAAAAUCCCAGAUCUGCGUCUUCCUCCCUCUGCUGUCCGUCGGCUUCAACUUGUGGGUUUGAAAUUUCUGGGCGUUUUUCGCCCGUGAGCCCCCCUGCAGAUGCCGUUAGCUUCCUUCCCAGUCGGAACCGGCCUUUGCUUGCCGGAAAUUCUGGUAAAUUGCCGGCUCUUCCAAGUUUGAAUUACCCAUUUAAUUGCUGGGUUUUGUCCAUUAGUUGAUGCUCUGUGUUGUCCGAAUCUGCUGGGAUAGGGGAUGAAUUUGGCAGCCCUUUUAAAUGUGUUUUAAGCUUGAUUAUAUAGGAAAUUAACUUGAAUUGGGUUGUUGUGAUUUUGGAGAAAAAUCCCGUGAGAUUAGUUAUUGUUUGGCCACUUUCGGAAGUUGAAGUUACUGUUCGCGGGUACUGUUCAUAGGCACUGUUCACACACCGAGGGUCCAUAAUUAGCGGGGAUUUAAAUGAUUAGUUUGUGAUAUAAGAAUGAAUGUGGGGAUGUCCGGUUAUGUGGAGAUUGAUAGAAAUAACACUGUGAUUAGGGGUAGUGCUAAUGAUGAUUUCAUCGUGAAUUUGUGGUAAUACGAUAAUUAAUUAUGGAUAUUUUGAUUAGGUUUCCGAUCGUUCUGUCAGUUAGCAUUAAGAUUGAAUCUUCAGUUUAUGCGAGUGAGGAAGCGAUACCGAGGGCGGGGAAACUGAGGGGAGUGACGAGUUAGAAGGCUAGCCAUUUCGAGAUUGAUAUAGAUUUUAGAAAUAAAUCGUGAUUUUGUAAGUUAAAGUGUAUUUGGAGAUUUAUGAUAUUAGAGCAAAUUAUAAAAUUUGAUCUUCAGAUUUUGAUGCAUUAAACUAUUGACCCAGUCUUCCGUUGAAAACUUUACAUUAUAAAAUUUUUCUUCCCCUUUCAAAGUUCCUAUGUCAUUUAAUUUUGUUUCUUUGACCGUGAGCGUCAAGCUAAGAAAAAGCCAUAGUCAGUGACCGAGAAACAGCAAGAAAAUUUCUACCCAUUUAGCGUUUGAACAGCGAAAGAUAGCAAGCAGGUUCGUAAUUUUUGAUAUCGGAUUAUUGAAGAAUAAUUUUUGGAUACAUCUGGGGUAUAAUUUUUUGUCUAGCAAGAAGGUAGACAGUAAGGAUGGGGAAUUGCUGGGGUUCUCUAACUGAUGAUCUUGCUGCAAGCACCACAGGUCAUCUGAGUGCAGGGACUUCUCAGACAAAUAGCAACACAGUUUCUAUUGGGACUUCUAGGGGCAGCAACAUCUCUCGGAACAGCCUGUUCUCGGCUUCAAGUGGGGAUGAAGCUUUUCCUAAUGGGCAGAUUUUGCCCACUCCUAAUUUGAGGAUAUUUAGUUUCGCAGAGCUCAAGGCUGCAACCAAGAAUUUUAGGUCUGAUACAGUACUUGGAGAGGGAGGCUUUGGAAAAGUCUACAAAGGUUGGCUUGAUGAGAAGGCCAAUGGGAAGAGUGGAAAUAGCACAGCAAUUGCUGUCAAAAAGUUGAAUUCUGAGAGCAUGCAAGGGCUUGAGGAGUGGCAGUCAGAAAUAAAUUUCUUGGGAAGACUAUCUCAUCCCAACCUUGUAAGGCUCCUGGGAUACUGUUUAGAGGAAAAGGAGCUUCUUCUUAUUUAUGAAUUUAUGCAAAAAGGCAGCUUGGAAAACCAUCUAUUUGGAAGUAAGGAUGUUUAAUAUGGUUAAAUGUUUUUAUACCUGACUACUUGUACAACCAUAUAAUCAUGUGUGCAGAUUUGAAGUUUUCCCGUUCAUCAUACUCUGCAUAAUUAUCUUUGUGCAGGAGGUUCUGCUGCUCAGUCCCUUCCAUGGGAUAUCCGGCUGAAAAUUGCAAUUGGAGCAGCUAAAGGCUUGGCUUUCUUGCACACAUCAGACAAGCAAGUAAUAUAUAGAGAUUUCAAAGCCUCCAACAUACUUCUUGAUGGGGUAAUGACCCAUAUAACUGACGGUAUUUUCAUUUUUCUUACAUUUUAUGGUUUUCUUGGUAUUAAACAAAAGGUAAAAAUCUUUCAUGAUUUGAAAAUAUUCUAAAUCAAAAGAGUUGGUCACGUGAGUUUCACAUGUUCUAACAGUUGUCUCUUUUGUAGUCCUAUAAUGCCAAAAUUUCGGACUUUGGCUUGGCCAAAAUGGGUCCUUCAGCUAGUCAAUCACACGUGACAACACGCGUAAUGGGCACGUAUGGUUAUGCUGCUCCUGAAUAUGUUGCCACAGGGCAUUUGUACAUAAAGAGCGAUGUGUAUGGUUUUGGUGUUGUUUUAGUUGAGAUUUUAACAAGCUUACGAGCACUUGACCCAACUCGCCCUUCCAAGCAGCAGAAUUUGGUAGACUGGAUCAAGCCACAUUUAUCUGAAAGAAGAAAGUUGAAGGGCGUAAUGGACCACCGCUUGGAGGGGAAAUAUCCUUCCAAAGCUGCUUUCCAAAUAGCUCAGCUUGCUCUAAAAUGUCUUGCAACUGAACCAAAACACCGACCAUCAAUGAAAGAGGUUGUGGAGACAUUGGAACGGAUUCAAGCAGUAAAUGAGAGACCAAGAGAGUCAAGAAAUCGUUCUACUCGUCGUAACAUCGCUCGCCAAUAUGGUCAACAACCAAUGCACCAUCAAUCUCCCAUACACCUCAAUCAGGACAAAUAUCGUGCCCAUCAGAAUGUACAUCAUGUUAGGUAACUUAACACAAGUAUCCAAACAUGUUGAAGAACUCAUGAAAGCUUAUGUCCAUUGUUUCUUUGACAUUUCCCAUUUCUAUUUUACUUUUUCAAACCCACGGUCAUGCCUGUAUUGGAUAUACAGCCUUGUUGGAAGUUAUGAUUAUUUCUGUAGGUGAAGAGAGUUACACUGGGAAUCAGAUUAGUUUGAUUAUUCACUCCAUUAUGGACAAUUUUUUUAAGCU
Molecule: messenger RNA, 3012 nt
Organism: Rubroshorea leprosula
Lineage: Eukaryota; Viridiplantae; Streptophyta; Magnoliopsida; Malvales; Dipterocarpaceae
Source: the annotation of a GenBank genome assembly